Messenger RNA from Trichoderma asperellum CBS 433.97, 489 nucleotides. RefSeq lists its product as uncharacterized. NCBI's taxonomy places the organism in Eukaryota, Fungi, Ascomycota, Sordariomycetes, Hypocreales, Hypocreaceae. Gene Ontology annotation, cellular component: membrane. The record is from RefSeq and is a predicted model, not a curated record.
AUGUUCGUCAUGCCGCGAACGCUCAUCAUCUGCGUCCGGGCCUUCCAGGGCAUCACGGCCGCUGCCAGCAUCGCCUUGACAGCAUACGUCGUUAAUUGGCAUCUCCGAGGGCGUCAUCUCUCCACGCCGCCUUCCAUCAACUUUCUUCUAUUCUGUCCAAUCUUUACACUCGCCUCCGUCUUCUACAUCGAGCUCAUGCAGCGCUUCGCACCCAAAGCUACACGCCCUAUAUUAUCGUUGGGCAUCGAAGCCAUUAACUGUAUAAUCUACUUUUCAGGCUUUAUCGCCGUGGCUAUAUGCCUUGGUGACCUGGCUUUCUGCAACGGCUCAGUCUGCAUGGCUGGCCGUGGCGCUGCGGUUCUAGCGGCAGUUCAGUUCAGCCUGUGGAUGUUCUCCGCCAUCCUUGCUGCAAAGGAGAUCUUCCAGGGCGGUGGAAGACAGAUUAAGCUGCCGGGCAGGGGACGUGGCACCAGAGACGUGGAGCUCUGA